Linum trigynum is the source of this 5819-nucleotide messenger RNA. NCBI's taxonomy places the organism in Eukaryota, Viridiplantae, Streptophyta, Magnoliopsida, Malpighiales, Linaceae. The record is from the annotation of a GenBank genome assembly.
CAUUAUAGAAGGGGAGGGGUAUAUAUUGUAUACAGAUACAAAAUGGGAUUUCAUUUGUUUUUUUUACAGAGACCUCUUACUCAUGAACAAUGCAGGAAUGGCCAUUGUUUUAGUUUUAUCACAGAAAUUUCAAUUACCCAGUUAGUAGUAAUCAACACAGUUUUCGUCUUUCAUGUUGCUGGUGACAAAUACAAAGAUGGUAGAACUCAUUUCUUUUGCUGUGUUAGCUAUGUUAGGUGUACAAAUGGUAAAGAUCAAAGAAGAAAUGGAGAAGCUCUACAUAUUAGUACGCAAAUAGUAAAGAGACACACAGACACAGAAAAAUAUAUAAUGAAGUCACCAUGUGUUUCAUAAAUUCUGAACAAUAUAGCUCUAAGGUGGAAGCUGGCCGGAUUGGACGGGUAUUUACGGGUAGUAUGGGUACCCGUUAUCCGUCCCGUAUGGGUAAUGGGUACCCGUUGACCCGUAUGGUUUGGGAUAUGGGAUAGAGAUUGCUCUUCAAAUGGGACUGGGUACCCGUUUCAAACGGGACGGGUAUCCCGUCCCGUCCCGUUGUCCACCCCUACAUAUAUAGGUGUCAAAACAUAGCCCGACCCGAUUAACCCGCCCGAUCAACCCGACCCGCAACCCGACCGCAACCCGAAUUGACUAAAAGUCAACAACCUGUAACCCGCCCGACCCGCAACCCGACUAACCCGCAACCCAACUAACCCGCAACCCGACUAACCCGCAACCCGAUUAACCCCGAACCCGAUUGACCCGCAACCCGACUGACCCGCAACCUGAUUAACCCGAACCCGAUUGACCCGAACCCGACUAACCCGAAACCCGACCGACUCAACCCGAAUUUCAUCUUAUCCACUUGAAUAAUUAUAAAAAUAUACAUAGUUUUUCAAAAUAAAGUUUUUCAUUCUAAACUUAAGUAAAAUUAUUUUUUCAUUUCGUAUAAGAAAUUUUAAAAAUAUGAAACUCACUUGAUAUUACGUAUUUUAAGAAAAUGACAAAAAUUGAAACAUGAAGGUCACUUGAGAUCAUGACAAUAUUAAUAUAAUAUAUAAAUUAAAAUUUUGGUUAAUUUAACUAUUCAAUAAAAUUAUCAAUUAAAUAUAAAUAAAGUAAAAUAAAGUAUUUGGUAAUUUGAUGUUUUUAAAAGAAGAGGGAAAUUUUGGUGUAUUCAAGUUUUUGGGAAGAGAAAGAAGAGGGAAAUUUGGUUCUUUGAAUUUUUUAGAAAAGAAACAAGUGGGAAUUUUGGAGGUUUUGAUAUGUGGGAAGAGAAAGAAGUGGAAAAAUUUGAUUCUUUUGAUUAUGAAAGAGAAAUAAGGAGGGAAACUUUUGACUUUUCAACUUUUUGUAGAAGGAAAGAAGAGGGUAAUUUGGUUCUUUCAAUUUUAUGGAAGAGAAAGAUGAGGGAAAAUUGAGUUUUUCUAAUGUAUGGAAAGAGAAAGAAGGAGUGAAAUUUUAGUAUUUUUGUGAAAAAAAAGAAGGAAACAAAUUUGGUGUUUUUCAAUUUUUUGAUUUCUCAUAAUUUUAGCUUUUGAAAUAUGAAUCUUUAACUUUUAUAUGGAGGGCAUGACUAGUUAAAAUUAUUCUUAUAUGCUUUGAAGGCUAAUAUGUAUAUAUGUAUGUAAUUUUUUAUGGUCUAAUAAAUAAAUUAACCAUUAGUUACAACAAUUUAUACUAAACUUGAUAAGUAAUCUUUGACGGUUCGUUGUUUAGGAUAUAAAGUAUAUGGUUAGGGUAUAAGAUAUAAGGUACAUAUGGUUUAGGGUGUAUAUGGUUAGGGUAUAAGAUAUUGAUGGUUCUAAGUUUUUUAUUAACAUAUGUUCACUUGAAGUCAUUUGAAGUCUUUAACGGCAGGAGAUCCCUUUUUAAUUUAUGUUUAUGGUACGUGGUUAGGGUACAAGGUAUGUGGUGUAAAGUAUAGGGUAUAUGGUUAGGGUAUAACGAUUAGCAAAUAUCACUUUUUAUCUAUGUUUUGAAAAUCAAAGUAUGAAUUUCACUUUUAAAUUAACUAUACUAGCAAAAUCACAACUCAAGGACAUAUGGUUAGGGUAUAGGUUAUGUGGUUAGUGUAUAAUGUAUUGAUGGUUUAGGGUAUACAAUCAACAACAUACACUAACUUAAUAUUGUUGAUUGAGGGUAAAGCUAAGUGUAUAGGAUAUAUGCUAAUGAGUAAGUUAUGAUUGAAGUCACAAUCAUUUUACUAAAUUUGAUAGCUAAUCUUUAAUGGUUCAAUUUUUAGGAUAAUUCGAGCAAUUUUACAAAUAACUCGUUUGGCAACAGUUUACUAAAGUUAUUUGGGCAGUGAGUUAUUUUGAAAUAACUCCUUUUAUCACUAUGCUUUUGCCAAAUACCACACGCCAAAUACCAGAUUUGCAUGGUUAUACUAAACGAGAUACUUUAAUCCAAUUACUACUGAAUUAAUACUAAAAUAUCAAAUAAACAAUUAACGGUGUCUUUUGGUUGCAAAUAUUGAUAUCACCAUUACUAUUAGCUAUAAUACUUUACCAAUUAUGAUUAAUUACAUAACAAGUUUGCAAGUCAUACAAAUUGAUUUAACAUUUUGACUAGUUUUUUUCAAAAAAAUAAAGUAUAUAUAUACGAGGUAGAAAUAAAUUAGUUAAAAAGUUGAGAAAAUAUUUUAAAUUAGUGUAAUAAAAUGUGUAAGUUGGUAAUGAGUAAUGAGUUAAGUUACUUGAUGCGCUGGCCCGAACAACCCGAAACCCGACCCGCCCGCAACCCGCCCGACCCAAAACCCGAUGAACCCGCAACCCGAUUUGCCUGCAACCCGAUUGAAUCCGAACCCGAUUAACCCGCAACCCGACUAACCCGCAACCCGUUUGAACCCGAACCCGAUAAACCCGAACCCGAUGAACCCACAACCCGGCUAACCCCCAACCCGUUUGAACCCGAACCCGAUUGAACCCAGCCCGAACCCGCCCGAACCCGCCCGAUUGACACCUAUACCUACAUAUAGUCAUUCCGUGACAAACUUUAACCGAAACAUCACGAAUGCUGAAUGGACUAAUGGUUUAUGCUGACGUGGCAACUUCUACUCUUUACUCUUCCAAAUUGGAAUUAUUAUUAUUAUUUUAACUGAACCUUUCAAAACAAAAAAAUAAAGGAAAUAAAAGAGAAGAUGAGCAUAAUCUUGGUUGGAUCCCUCCCCUUCUCUCUCUCCCUCUCGCAUGCCUCUUCCUCUUCUCCUCCUCCUCCUCCUCUAAUCCCCUCCCCAAGAAGCAACUCCAGCUAGCUAGCUUCUCACCUUUCCUUCCACCCCCCAAAAAUGGUUGUCCUUACUCUCUACCCAGAACCCAUCACCCCAAAACACAAACUCAAAACCACCGUCGAUUCCAACUUCUAUUCCCUAACACAAACCCAAAACCACCGCCUAUUCUGACUCUCUACCCAGAACCCACCACUCUCAACAAAAAGCUCCCAAAACCACCGUCAAUUCAGACUUCUAUUCCCCAUUUUCCGAAUUUGACGUCGCCGAUGAACCCUAAUCCCUCACAAUUGUGCCACCACCCUAAAAAUACCCAACUUUGACCGACGUGAUUUUCGUGGGCAAUUUCAAGCUCCUCUUCAAAUCUCCCCAUUUUGUCGACCAAGAGAGUGGCGGUUGCUGGGUUUGUGAGCGAUUGGGGCAUCAAAAUCCAUAUCCAUGAAAUUUGAGGUGGAAGGGUACCGAGCGGCGGCGGCGCUGGUGGUAUAGGUGCAAGAGAUGCGGGCUCAUCGAAAGCUGGUGGGUGCGGGGAGUGAGUACCGCGUGGCGGCGUGGGUUUCACUGCUCUUUUCGCCGGCUCUUUUUGUUUGUGUAUAUAUGGAUCUGAGAUCCCCGAUCGAGGUCCCCGAUCCCCAGUUGUCGAUAGCCGCCAUAUUUUCACAGCAGCUACCGGAGUGGCGAGGUCGUUGGGAAAGGACGGAGAGUGACGAGGGGACGACGGAAUUCAGCACCACUAAUUUCGACGGACGGAGAUCGGAGAGUGACAGGCGGUGAUCGCAGUUUUAGAUCUCGUUCUCUGCUCUCUCCAUGGGGAAGGGGAAAGGAUAAUUGGAAAAAAAAUUAAAUGAUUUUUCCUUUUGUUUAGAAUUGUGGUGAAAAAAAUAAUUAAGAAAAUUAUUUAAAAUAAUGAUUUAUACUGAGGUGGCUGACACGUGGCAUACAUUUGAUGGCAUGUAUAUUCACAUCAUUGAAAAGUUAACGGUGUUAAAUUUUGUAACGAAAAUGGCUAAAUUUAUCAAGCAAGUUUUCAAAAGUGGCUAUAUGAGUGUAUUUUUCAAAAUUUGGCACGCGAAUACUUAUGGCUAUGAAAGUGUAUUUUGCCUAUCAUUUACUACAAUAAUAAGUAAAAGCUACUGAAGACUUAUGCCUUGUUGUUCUACAAAAUGACUUUUCGAAUAUAUCAUACGAAACAAUGUAAAAAUUUAUAUACUAUAUGUUUAUAAGUACUAUAAGUACAUAUAAAGUGUAAGCUAGAAGUUUACCAGAUUUGAUAACUUGAUAGUUAUGCAAGUCCGGGCUAGACCAUCAUGGAUCAAGAUGCGAAAAAGUUGUUGAAGAUUGAUAUAAAUAACAUCAACAUUUACUUUUUAAACACACAACAUAAAUGAUAAAUUAUUAUUUUUUAAUUAAAUUCACUUAAAUGACGUCAUUUUGCUUAGAGAUCGUAAAUCUAUCAUGUCGGUCAUACCGAUAGUGUACACGUCGGUUUCAUGGUCGACAUUUGUUGAAUCAGGUCUAACUAGUAGCACACGCGGUCGGCAUGACAACCAUAAUUUAUACGUAGAUUCAAUAUAAGUUAUGGUUCAAAAAAUAUUUUUUUCUUAAGUAAAAUUAAAAAAACAACAUAUUAUGGAAGCGUUUGUUUAUAACCUCUUGAGCUUAUUUAGGCAAAUAUUUGUGAAAAAAAUAAAACAUAUAUUGAAGCAACGCAUUUUAUUAAAAUUUAAACUACAUCUUUGUAUUUUGAAAAUUCUCACCACUGCUUUUCAUCAGGAUGGUGGGGGUAGCUUGUGAAAAAGGAAGCUUAUCCCCGCUCCCACCUGCAGAUGCUAGGUCAACUUGACAGAUCGGAGUUAUAGGAGAGUCAUUAUAUCUAGAGAUAGAUCUGUCAUAGCAGGAAUAUGUGGCACUUUAGUGCGCAGAGACAUUUGGAAACUUUUCUAUUUUAUUGAACGAAUUGAAACCGGUCCUGGAACUGCAAUUAGAGGGGUGGGAUUUGAUAUCAGAUGGUUAUUCAUCAAGUGGAUCCUUUGCCUCUUAAGUCUUACCUUAGUAGUUGGGCCUGGAAGGCGGGGUUGUUUUACUCUCUUUCAAACAGUAGACUUUUCCACCAUUUUUGUUUGUGCUAGUGCCCAAAAAAAUUUGAAUUUCUUGCAAUAUGAGAUUGAAUCCCAUAACUCUUAUUUGUAUUUUGCUGACACAAAAUAUCUGCAUAAAAUGGAUAAAAGUGUUAGCUAGUAAAAGGGGGUCAAACCCUCAGCACAUGCUUUCAGCUGCUAUUGCUUUUCACUAUAAUAGGUUUAAUAAAGAUAGAGAUGUCAUCCCAACAAGCCUCUAGUUCCUCUUAAAAGGAUUACCAUCAACCUCCUAAAGUCCAGAAAGAGCUUUCUUCCCCGCCCUCCCGUUCAUGAGGGAGUGUCGAGUAAAUAACGAAAAAUAUGUUCCAACUGCUGAACAAUUGUUUUCCACCAAAACGUUGCUUCAUGUAACUCCCUCCCUAUUAUCCAAAAACAAACAAAAAAUGCAUAUGUCGUAUUAUUUCCUUCUUGUAUCAUUGUGUAAAAUGUAAAGAAGAUAAAUGCUAGAAAUAGAA